CCAUUCUGAAGUAAUUUGAUUAAUAAUACGGUUUGCCAAUUACGCUUGCCAGCAGCAGCCAAUAUCGCAGCUCUAACACGUCGGUGUGGAUAUGUCGGACUGGAUAAGUGUGUUGACGUCUACAAGAAAGUAGACCAAUCAGAAUACACGUAGUCCAACUUCCGGUGCUUGCGUGGAACCUCGUGGAUGUUAAUUUUUUUAAACAAAUGAUGGCAAAUUUUGUAAACAAACGAAGACUUUCAAGCGAUGAGUUUUGUCACAAGAUUCGACGUAUUACUUAAAAUUUCAUUCCAUGUUGAAACCAAAAUUUUGAUAAGUUAGAUUCGGCUUCCCUACCAUUUAAUAAACGAUCCCUUUGAACGAUGUAAUCGAAUUGAAUGAUGUAUUCAAGGAGACAACCAUUACCCAGUCUCACCAACCUAAAAAAAAGUGUUGUAGAAACAGGAAUAAUAGUAGUUUGUAACUUUAGAAUUGACAAUUAUUGAAUAAAAUGUACGUACUAGUAGUAUAGGUGUUGCGAUCAUUUUUUUUUACUUUUGUGCGCCGAACGACGAGCGUGGUCUUGGUCUUGACUUGUUCUUUGGCUGCAAUUGCAAUUGCAAGUCGAUCCUUCAAGAUGGCGCUUAAUACUACUGUGAAAGUGCACCCUGUUGUUUUAUUUCAAAUUGUUGAUGCGUACGAAAGAAGAAAUUCCGAAGCUGCGCGUGUUAUUGGUACACUGCUUGGGACUGUGGAAAAAGGAAUUGUGGAAGUGACGAACUGUUUCAGUGUGCCCCACAAGGAGUACGAAGAUCAGGUGGAUGCAGAAUUGAGUUAUGCAGCAAACCUGUAUGCUCUUAAUCAUAGAGUUAACCCUCAAGAGGUAAUUGUUGGUUGGUGGGCUACUGGAAAUGAAGUUACCAGCCACUCUUCACUGAUUCAUGAAUAUUAUGCCCGAGAAUGUAAAAAUCCUAUUCAUUUGACACUGGAUACAACUCUUCAAAAUGCUAAAAUGGGAAUUCGGGCAUAUUUGAACGUUCCAAUUGGUGUCCCUGGCGGUUCAGUGGGCUGCAUGUUUACCCCGAUUAAUGUAGAAGUCACCUGCUACGAGCCAGAAGUUGUAGGAGUGCAACUGUGUCAGAAGACUGUGGCUGGAGGAGUUGGGGGUAAGAAGAUAGUGGAACCUCUUCUGGACUUGGCUCAGGUGGCUGAAGCGUCAAGACGCCUGACAGGCCUCCUUGAUCAAGUACUGACAUAUGUCGAAGAUGUGCUUGCUGGACAUGCGCAACCUGAUAACGCUGUGGGACGAGCUCUAUUGGAUAUGGUGAAUAGUGUGCCGAAGAUGAGCAAUGAGGAGUUUGAGAACAUGUUCAAUUCAAACGUGAAGGAUCUUCUGAUGGUGAUUACUUUGGCACAGUUGGUGAAGACCCAAUUGCAGUUGAAUGAGAAACUCACUCUACUCACAACUCUGUAAAUUGUAGUACUCACAUUAUGUUCUUUAAAAAUCUGAAUAAAUCAGUCUGGGAUCUACAUUGUAAUUAUUGUUAACUUCUCUCUCCAUUAAGUAAUAAUAAAUUUCUGAAUUUGUCUUUCAAAUAUUUUGUUUCAAGCUUUAACUUAUAUUUAACUUGAUUUAAAAGCUCACCAAAGGUGACUUUCUCUGAAGAAAUAAACAGAACAUGACUUAACAACAAUUUUAAGGUAGCUACUUUCUGAAAAAUGUGUGAAACUGAGAAGCAUCAUAGAAUUUCAUGGCUCUGGAAAAGUGGUAAAAGGUAAAAAUCAGGGAAUUUGUAGAAGUUUCAUGAGAAGUCAGGGAAACUUUCGAGUCGUUAUAUAACUAUAUUGUUUUUCACGUUGUGAAGGCACAAUGUGUUAUGGAGAAUCUGCAAGUUCUUGCCAACAAGCUUCAUGCAAAAUGCUUUCAUGCAAACUUCGCUUAUCCGCUUGCUCCAGAAUCAUCAAAAUUACAGCUAACUUUCUCAAUACAUGUGUCUACUAAAGAAUUUUUUAUUUUUACACUAUAUUAUUAUUGUUGCUGUAUUUUUAUUUAACCCAAGUAUCUAAUUUACAGAUACCCUUUACAUGUGUCUCUUAUAAAAUGAAAAAAAUUUAAUUGUUGAUUGUGCCGUCAAAUAUUAAUUAAAUUAUACAAGAAACGAUACACUAUAACCAGGUUAAUCCAAUUUCCAUUCGAGUUCACUAUGAUCUUUUUCUUAUGUUUAAAUGAAUUCUUUCAAUCAUCAGAGCCUUUUUCCUUGCAUUUUAAAUUCAAAUCCUAUUUCUGUCAGUAAGUGAUAAAAUGCAGAAUAUUUCAAAUUUGAUUAUGUUUAUCAAAUAAAUCAUUUGCACAUGACUGCAGGAAUAUUUUUAAAUAUAUUCAUAUUCAAUUUGAGUUGUACCAUAUUAUGUACAUAAUCAUCAAACUUCUCUUCCCUAAUGGUGCAGUUAACUGUGUUUUUCUUGGGGUUGUUAUUUCCUCCAUUCUUGUUUCCCUUUGUAUUCUAAAGAAGAAAUGUCUGUUGAUGCCUGAUUCUUUGCCAAAUUCAUUCACAUUAUUGACUCAGUUUUUGGAUGUUUUCCUUGAAGGUUCACGAAUACUUGAAUUUUUUUUUUUUUUUCACCACCUUUAAUUAUUUUACCUUUUUGCUGCAAUGCUCUCGAAUCCUUUAAUAUUACAAAACUGACUAAAUUACAUACAUGCAUUUCUUUAACAAUCCAUAUUCACCAUCUGCACUCACUUCCAGCAGCAAAAAGCGACAGAACAGGAUUACCCUACAAAAUUCAUAAAA
This is a messenger RNA of Gryllus bimaculatus (two-spotted cricket), 2771 nucleotides long. The record is from the annotation of a GenBank genome assembly. NCBI's taxonomy places the organism in Eukaryota, Metazoa, Arthropoda, Insecta, Orthoptera, Gryllidae.